Penicillium cosmopolitanum is the source of this 1098-nucleotide messenger RNA. Its product is annotated as ankyrin repeat domain-containing protein. The record is from RefSeq and is a predicted model, not a curated record. The coding region runs from base 1 to 1098 and encodes 365 amino acids. Gene Ontology annotation, molecular function: protein binding. The transcript has a single exon. Lineage: Eukaryota; Fungi; Ascomycota; Eurotiomycetes; Eurotiales; Aspergillaceae.
AUGUCUGACCAGAAUGAUGAGCAUCCCCAGAAAAACAAUAUGGGUCACCGUUCUAGGAUCCCAUUCGAGAUAAUACUCUAUAUAGUCGGCUAUUCUGGUGUCGGCGAACAGUUCUUGCUCUUCAAAGCACUACCAGAUCUUGCCCAACUAUGCACAUAUCGACAAACAAGGAUAAAAGAAAAGCCCAAUGACGACACCAUUUCUCACAUUCUCGCAAGAGAGGGUGAAUAUCUUUUGCUGUACCAGCUCUUCAUCCGAGACCAAUCAUUGGCAGAAAUACCAAAUGCUGCUGGAGACACACCUUUGUUUUUAGCUGCAAAGUGCGGACAUGUUCCGAUUGUCAAAAUGCUAUUUAGCGAUCGACUGGCUCAAAGGACAAAUUUUCACGGAGAGACUGCCUUGUCUAUUGCUGCAGAGCACAAUCGAGUGAAAGUCGUCGAUUUUCUUAUUGCCCAAAAGAAUGUGAAUUUGAAUGCCUGCGAUUUCGCUCAAGAUACUCCACUUGCGGUGGCUGUGAAGCACGGAAACACAGAGGUGGUUAAGAAGCUCCUGAAAUGUCCGAACUGUGAAAUGAAUCUCAAAAACAGGGCUGGUGACUCACCGCUGUCACUUGUAGCUCAAUCAGGGGUGGGGACUCUGUGUGAUCUCUUGCUUCGAAGACAAGAGACAGACCCAAACUCCCCAGACAACCGACAUAGAACACCACUUGACCUUGCAGCUCGAUUUGGACAUGACAGCGUCGUCGUGGUACUGCUCAAGAGAUCCGAUAUUAACGUCAAUUCCCGUGACGAUUGUGGCGACACUCCUUUAUCUGUGGCUAUUAUAUACGGACAUAGAAGAGUCGCAGUUCAUCUUCUGGAAAGCCAGAAAGUCUUAAUCAAUACGGUCAAUCAUUUCAAUUCAACCCCUCUACACUACGCUGCCGCAAAAGUUCAAGGGUCUCUAGUGGAUAUUUUGAUUAAGCGAGAUGCGUCACUGGCGCGCUUUAUGAACAAUGCUGGGGGGACACCUGUAUCGCUUGCUCGAAAGUCUGGAAGCAAAAGGAUUACUGAAAAGUUGAUCGAAGUGACUGAAAUUUACAUCCAAGAAAGCUCAUGA